AAGUACUUCCUGGUGUGUGAAGGAGCGUGUGAAGUGUAGUUUUUUUCACAGCGAGCGGAGCAGACGUUGAAGGUUAAAACCGUGGAAGUACCUGUCUGAGCAGACGGUGUAGACGUCCGUCUUCCUCACAAAGUUACACGGUCUUCUGUCCGAAGAGGACUUCACUUCAUUUCGACCGUUACAGUGGGAUGCAGACGGUUGGUAAACUCAUGAAGGUUUUCGUGACGAGGCGCAUCCCGCAGGAGGGGAUGAAGAUCCUGUCAACGGCCGGAGUCUGUGAGGUGUCUCUGUGGGACUCGGAUGAACCUGUGUCGAGGGCAGAGCUUCUCAAAGGUGUGCAGGGGGCUCACGGUCUUCUGUGUCUGCUGUCAGACAAGAUCGAUGCUGAGGUUCUGGAUGCUGCAGGGCCAAACCUAAAAGUAAUCAGCACCCUGUCUGUGGGAUUUGACCACUUGGCUCUUGACGAAAUCAAAAAACGUGGUAUACGUGUUGGAUACACUCCAGACGUCCUCACUGACGCCACAGCAGAACUGACUGUAGCUCUGCUGCUGGCCGCCGCUCGCAGAUUACCAGAGGGAGUGGAGGAGGUCAAAAAUGGAGGCUGGAGCUCGUGGAAGCCUCUCUGGCUGUGUGGUUAUGGUCUGUCUGGCAGCACGGUAGGAAUCAUUGGACUGGGACGCAUUGGCAUGGCCAUUGCUCGGAGACUCAUGCCCUUUGGAGUGAAGAGGCUGCUUUACUCUGGGAGAACAGCCAAGGCCCACGCUGCUGAGGUGAAUGGAGAGUUUGUUCCCCAGGACACACUCGUGUCUGAGAGCGACUUCAUAGUUGUUUCCUGCUCCCUGACACCAGAAACCCAGGGGCUGUGCGAUAAGGCUUUCUUCAGCAAGAUGAAAAACACAGCAGUCUUUGUCAACUCAAGCAGGGGAGCUGUGGUGAACCAGGAGGAUCUGUACGAGGCUUUGACCAGUGGACAGAUAGCUGCAGCUGGACUGGAUGUCACAACACCUGAGCCGCUCCCAACAAACCACCCCCUUCUUACACUUAAAAACUGUGUGGUGUUGCCACACAUCGGCAGUGCCACCUACUCCACAAGAGGCGUCAUGGCAGCUUUGUCAGCUCAAAACCUGCUGGGAGGUUUACAGGGCACAGACAUGCCCAGUGAGCUCACCUUCUAGCGCCUGAAACUGAGCCGCUGUGUCUGCUGCCUCGUCUGGUGCUGCAUGGGUAACAGAUAACAAUAAUGUGCUGUAAUGGUCUCCAAUGUGAGAUCAAAGUGGAGAAGGAAUGAAAAGAAUACUAAAAAUACUAAUGUAGAUCAUGCUCAGAUACAUGUUUAAGUCAUGUAAGUGUCAUUUGAUCCUGUCACAGUUACUAACUAAAUGCACUUUUAACAUACAGCGUGCAUUUUUAAGGAAGUAAAUGCUCAGUGCAAGGUUUUGACAUUUCAGACAUGUAUUCAGGUUCUUGAGAAAAAGCUAAUGAACAAACUAGCAGCACUCCUUAACCUUAGUCCUUAUCAAAACACACUAUACACGCUUUGUCUUAUGUGGAAAAUUGCAGUUGAACUGCAAAAACCUUUUCUCAUUUGAUUCAAAAUGUUUCCUUCAAAACAGAAUCGUUGGUUAUCUCUUAUUCUAAAUAAUGCUUGCCAUAAAGAUUAGCAUUAUGCUUCUGGGUCUGCACUUUAUUCUGAUGUUAAUGCGCCACGUCUACUUUUACAACAGAUUUUCUGAAGAAUAAAAACUGAUGGCUUAGUUUAAAUGUAAUGCUCUGUGUGUGUGUUUUAGAAAUUCCUCAUUCAGAAUAGAUUUAAGGUCAAUAAAAACGACUUAAGUGCA
This is a messenger RNA of Siniperca chuatsi (mandarin fish), 1838 nucleotides long. It is a transcript of the gene grhpra, whose product is annotated as glyoxylate reductase/hydroxypyruvate reductase a. The transcript has 9 exons. Lineage: Eukaryota; Metazoa; Chordata; Actinopteri; Centrarchiformes; Sinipercidae. Gene Ontology annotation, cellular component: cytosol. The record is from RefSeq and is a predicted model, not a curated record. Gene Ontology annotation, molecular function: hydroxypyruvate reductase (NADH) activity; NAD binding; glyoxylate reductase (NADPH) activity. Bases 189 to 1175 code for a protein of 328 amino acids.